AUGUUGGUCGUCGUCGUGUUAUUUGCAGCGUUCGGCGGUUUUCUUUACGGAUAUGAUCUUGGACUAAUAAGUGGUGCCCUCAGUUACAUUCGAGAUGAUUUCAACACAUCUGAGAUCAUGGAAGAGGCCAUUGUGGGAGCUGCAAAAGUUGGAGCAGUGUUGGGGACCUUCCUAGGUGGUGCCCUCAUGCUGCACUAUGGCCGGCGAAAGGCUAUUGCACUGGACAGCUUCUUCUACGUGGUGGGCCCAGUCUGCAUGGCUUUUGCCUCUCACGCCAGCAUCCUCUUGAUUGGCCGGUUCCUGGUGGGAGUGGGGAUUGGCAUGUCAGCAGUGGUGGCACCGGCCUAUUUGGGAGAGAUAGCGCCCGCGCACCUGCGAGGCCGCAUCGUGGAGAGCUAUGAAAUCCUGCUGUGCUUUGGCAUGCUGGCCAGCGUUGCCAUGGACGUGGCUUUCGGCCACUUGCCCCACAAUUGGAGGUGGAUGGUCGGCUCGCCAAGUGUCCUGGGCCUGGUCCUGGCUGCUGGGCUGUAUGUGCUGCCGGAGUCCCCGCGCUGGCUGGUGGUGUCCGGGCGGCUGGACGAAGCACUCGCUGUCAUCCACAAGAUCUACCUGAGCGUGGGGCUCCAGAACGACGAGGUGGAGCAGGAGCUGAUGGAGCUGUGGAGCAACGUGGAGAAGGAAAAGGCGGCAAAGCAGGAGCGGACAGCGGCGCGGCAGGCGGCCGGGAAGGAUGUAGGCAGGCGGUCUGAAAGCAGGGGCGAUGAGGAGCGCCUCUUGCUGCAUGCUGCUGGCGGAGGUCACCCCGCGGGAGACCGGCUCCCGGCCGAUAGCGUGGCUUGGCCCAAGGGGCAGGGGUCUGUGGGCGGGCACGACACGAGGGAUGGAGAGGCGGAGCAGAAUGGCAGUGCAGGGCCUGCGGGUGCUGGCGAGCCUGAGAGUGGAGGUCCGACUGGCAGGGAGCAGGAGGCGGCACAGCAGGCCACACUGGAUGCACGGGAUGACAGUGACGGCAGAGCAGCAGUGGCAUCGGCGGGCACCACAGACGCAGAUGUAGAUAGAGGGGGCUCUGCGGAGGAGGCUCAAGCGGGAGUUGAUGAAGCUGGCGUAGGGCUGGCAGAGGACAUGCAGGAGGGCUCUAUCGAGCCAAAGCUCUAUAGGCUGCUCAGCACUGUCCCACAGGCACGUCCAUCUUGCAUAGGACAAAUGCCAAUCAAGUCUAUGGGUCUGUCGCCAAUAAGGACGCGGUCGUGGAAGGAUGACGACGCCAGCUUUACAGACUCAGACGCGCCUGCGUCGCAACAACGCUCUGGCGCGCUGCACAAGGCCCUGGCCUCUGCUGGGGAAGCCGCGCGGCACCUGGCCGAUGCCCUGGAUCUGGCGGGGUACUGGAGGACGCAGAAGGAGGUGGUGAUGGACGUGUGGGCGGUGCUACGCGGCCCCGAGCGGCGCGCAGUGCGGCUGGCAUUAGUCAUCGCCUUCCUCGACCAGGGCAUGGCGAGCACCGCCAUCGUCAACUACGCCCCCCAGGUGCUGGAGCGGGUGGGAGUGCAGGGGCACGGCAUGGCGACAGCUCUCUCCGCCUGCAUCCCGGCCUCCAAGGUGGCAGGGGUAGUGGUGUCACUGCUGUAUGUGGACAGCGCGGGUCGGCGGCCGCUGAUGGUGUGGGGCGGGGCUGGAUGCGCGGCGGCGCUGCUGCUCAUGGCGUUGGCCAACCACCUGCGCAGCAGCGCAUUCAUCCUCGUCGCCAUGUGCUCCUUCCUCUUCGCCUUCAGCGCCUCCUACGCGGCGGUGUUUUGGGUGCUGUGCUCGGAGAUGUUCUCCAUGAGCAUUAAGGCGUCUGCCUCCUCGGCUGCCAUGGCCGUCCUGUUUGCGGCUGGGGCCGCUGCCAAUUUUGUGUUCCUCUCGCUGUACUCCUGGCUGCAGUCCGGCGCCUUCCUCGUCUUCGCCGCCAUUGCAGGGUUUGGCACGCUGUAUGUGCACCUGAACCUUCCAGAGACCAAGGGGCUGAGCCUGACGGAGGUGCAAGCCAAGCUGGCAGGCAAGGCGCUGCAGCUGGAUGGCAGGGGUGCUGAUGCAGGCGCCACUCAAGCUGGAGACGACACCCCUCCAGCGGCGAGCAGCCGGCGCUCCUGGCUCAGCAACGCCUUUGAGCAAGUCAGACACAAGUUCUCCACGGCGUCCUACUCCUAUGUCAAGUUCAUCGAACUUUGA
Molecule: messenger RNA, 2211 nt
Organism: Coccomyxa subellipsoidea C-169
Lineage: Eukaryota; Viridiplantae; Chlorophyta; Trebouxiophyceae; Coccomyxaceae
Product: MFS general substrate transporter
Exons: 14
Coding region: 1-2211 (736 amino acids)
Biological process (GO): transmembrane transport
Cellular component (GO): membrane
Molecular function (GO): transmembrane transporter activity
Source: RefSeq, a predicted model, not a curated record